AUGUCCCCACCGUUCGACUUUUGCCCCUACGCAAGACACGAUAAAGUAAAGUUGAUCCUCACAGAUCCGACCCCGCCAGCAGCAUCAGACCCAUCUAACACCAAAGCAAACACAACUCAUGCGCUAGCACAGUGGCUCUACGAUUUCGCCUUCAAAGAGACGGAGCCUGAACACCCACUCCGGAGCAAGCUCCCAUCCAACUUGCCAACCACCGAGCCAGCUCGCACUCGAGAAAUAGCCCACGAGUUCCUGGCCAGGAAUUCGACGAUCCUCGUGGACUAUUAUCAGUGCGCGGAGCUGGUCGGGCCGUAUGCGAAACUGUGGAUGGAUUAUAUCGAGUGGCAAGCGCCCAAGCUCAGCCUCGUCAAGAAGAUCUUCCUGGCGUGGAUUUGGGACCGGGAUAUAUUGGUGAAAAAGUGCGCGCAGCUCGCUAUUGAGCAGGCGACUCGGCCGGUGGAUAGAGAGGGUCUACGGAUUGCGCAGCCUUUGAUCGAUAGCAUCAACCGCUGGCGAUCCCGAGCCAUCUACCGCGUCCUGAAAACUAUACGCAGGGCAAAGAACCCCGAAGUGUGCAAGCUGCGCUUCCGACACGAGUCUGAUCCUAGCCUCUAUGACCUUUUGCGCAAGAGUAUCGACGAGAAGAGUAUCCGCGACAACUACAACCCCCGUAUCGUGUCCCAGUCCGCGUCUCAGCCAGCCACCAUGGAGGCGUACAGCUUCCACUCCGGCGAGCGGGUCAUCUUCGUGAUGACUGAAUGUUUUAUGAUCUCUUGUUCACUGUGUCCACAAUUUGAUCACUGA
Molecule: messenger RNA, 801 nt
Organism: Aspergillus saccharolyticus JOP 1030-1
Lineage: Eukaryota; Fungi; Ascomycota; Eurotiomycetes; Eurotiales; Aspergillaceae
Exons: 4
Coding region: 1-801 (266 amino acids)
Source: RefSeq, a predicted model, not a curated record